CCCUCCAAAUCAUUGGAUUCAGGUGUUCCAAUCCUCUCCAAAUCAUUGAAUUCAGGUGCUCCAAUCACCUCCAUGGCCACAGGUUUAUAAAAUCAAGCAAGUAGGCUUGCAAACUGCUUCUACAAACAUUUGUGAAAGAAUGGGUCACUCUCAGGAGCUCAGUGAAUUCAAGCACAGUACCGUGAUAGAUUGCCACCUGUGCAAUAAGUCCAUCUGUGAAAUUUCCUUGCUACUAAAUAUUCCACGGUCAACUGUUAGUGGUAUUAUAACAAAGUGACAGGAACUGGGAACAACAGAAACUCAGCCA
Messenger RNA from Staurois parvus, 307 nucleotides. The record is from the annotation of a GenBank genome assembly. NCBI's taxonomy places the organism in Eukaryota, Metazoa, Chordata, Amphibia, Anura, Ranidae.